Caretta caretta (loggerhead turtle) is the source of this 3703-nucleotide messenger RNA. The record is from RefSeq and is a predicted model, not a curated record. NCBI's taxonomy places the organism in Eukaryota, Metazoa, Chordata, Testudines, Cheloniidae.
GUAUAAUGUGUUUGAUGUAACAACUCCACUGUGUCACCAGCUGGAAAGGUACCAACGCAAUGCACACGGGUAUCAUGUGCAGUGCAACUAACCAAAUAGAAAUCUUUUACGAAAUAUGUGGCCUACAGCAAAAAGGAAUAAUAUUGUGUAGUAACUAGUCACAAGAAAUUCUAUUAUGGUCAUCUUGGAUGUAUGGUAACACAUCCAAAUUUUCGUGUUAAGCAACAAGUACCCACAGUUAUUGGGCACACGACAAUAUCUCCAAUGUUUUCGAAAAUGAAACAGUUAUUCUUAGCAACCCAGAUCACCGGGAUCUCAUUGAACGGAGCACUCCAGUGCUUCAUGCAUAUAAACCAUUAAACUUUACAGCUAAAACAAUCGUUAAAGAAAAAAAAUGUGCAAUUAAUUAAAAUUAGGAAUAACAUAAAUAAGACAAACCAAGCACUGUCUGAAAUUUUUGACAGUAGCAGCUCAUAAGGUAUUCAUUGUAUCAAGAGAGAUGAAAAUUGGAUGGAAAAAAAGGAUUAUUGUCUAUAGUAUUCUUACUAUGUGUACUAUUGUAUUAAUCAUGGCUGGAUACUGUCAUGUAAUAUAUAUGUGACAGGGCUCUUAUUGUCCAAUCAUCAAUUAUAAUGAGAUAACACUCACCCUGUCGGGGGUGGGGGGAAGAAAUGUAGCCAAUGAUUUUAGUUUAUCCAUUUAUUGUGUGAUGUUAUGAUUAAUCAAUGUUAUAUUACAUAUAUUCAUUGGAAAUUAAUUUGUAGGAUUAUAAAAGUAUAAAAUCGAUCGGUAUUUAGAGGAACCAAGUAAGUAAGUAAGACAGACAAACUGAAACACAAGAACCUGUAGGUUGAGGCCUGCAAGACUUUAGCUUAGCCAUUUUGGGCCUUGGAGACAAGAAAUGAUGACUCAAGCCAAUGACCGAGAAAUAACCUAAUGCCCUAAGGUUAUGGGAAAAGGGGCACCAAGUGGUAACAUUGUGCAAAAUUACCCAGAAGGUUAAUAUUAGAUCAUAAAAAUACUGUAAAGGCGUAUCUGUCUCAGACAUGUGUCUUAACCAUGGGAUUCAGGUUGUGAGUUGAUACUAAUGAGAACAAAGGGAACCUACCCAGCCUAUAGAAAAUUGGGGUCCCUUAAGUUUCCAGGGGACACAGACCAAUAAGAGAAAAGAGGGUUGACACUUUUAUGGACAUGCGCAGAAUGUAGGUAUAGACAGAAUCACAUUAUAAAAAGGGGAUGCCCCGAACGGGAAAAUUAAGCUCCCUCUGGGAGGCUCCAGCAGGAACCAUCCCUCUACUGAUGACUAAGCCAUGAGAGACCCAUCAGACCCUGCAGGCUUGGCUAAACUUGCGAGUUACAGCGCAAUAAAGGAGCCCCGGGCGCACUAGCUCACUGCCUGGCCACACUGGCGGGGCACUUAGAGCGCUCUGACUCCGCGGCUACAGCGCUGCUGAGGUGGUACUCCACCUGGGCGAGUGGAAUAACGUUUGCUGCGCCCCCGCUGGAGUGCCGCGGCACUGGUGUGGACGCCCUGGUCCUAUAGUGCGCUCUUAUCGGCCUCCAGAAGUGUCCCACAAUGCCUGUUCUGGCCACUCUGGUCAUCACUUUGAACUCUACUGCCCUGCCCUCAGAUGACCAACCAUCAGACCUGCCCUUUAAAUUCUUUAGGCAUUUUGAAAAUCCCCUUCCUGUUUGCUCAGCCAGGCGUGGAGUGCUCUCAUCAGCGAAUCUUUCCAGGUGACUAUGCCUCCACGAGCCAGGCAGUCCCCAAUAUGGAGCAAUGGUGAGGUGCUGGACCUCAUCAGUGUUUGAGGGGAGGAAGCUGUCCAGUCCCAGCUGCACGCCAGCCGCAGGAAUUAUGGUACCUUUGGGCAGAUAUCAAGGGCCCUGAUGGAAAGGGGCCAUGACCGGGACGCACUGCAGUGCAGAGUUAAAGUGAAGGAGCUGCGGAAUGCCUACUGCAAAACCUGUGAGGCAAACAGCCGCUCCGGUGCUGCCCCUGCGACCUGCCGUUUCUACAAAGAGCUGGACGCGAUACUUGGGGGCGACCUCACCUCCACUCUGAGUACCACCAUGGACACUUCAGAGCCCAGUUCAACAAGGCAGGAAGAGGAGCAGCAAAGCGGGAGCGAGGGUGCUCCAGCGGAGAAAGACACCCCAGCAUCCCUAGAUGCAUGCAGCCAGGAGCUGUUCUCAAGCCAGGAGGAAGGUAGCCAGUUGCGGCAGCCAGUGCUUGGGGAAGGACAAACACCAGAGGAGGUUCCCGAUGCAACCUUGAGAUCUCAGCUAUCCAUGUUAUCACUGGCUGAAAGACUCCAAAGAAUCAGAAAGAGGCCAUUGUGACAGGGUCGAUCCAGAUGGCUAUAGGAGAGUAACAGAAGGCAGAUAUAUUAGCCCCAGGCUAAGUAGGUCCCUUUUCCCUGGGUUAGGUAACAGGGAAGGUUUCAGAACAAUCAGGAACCUUCUCGAGACAAUUAAGACAGGCUGAUUAGAACACCUGCAGCCAAUCAAGAAGCUGCUAGAAUCAAUUAAGGCAGGCUAAUCAGGGCACCUGGGUUUUAAAAAGGAGCUCACUUCAGUUUGUGGUGUACAUGUGAGGAGCUGGGAGCAAGGGGCACUAGGAGCUGAGAGUGAGAACGCGGACUGUUGGAGGACUGAGGAGUACAAGCAUUAUCAGACACCAGGAGGAAGGUCCUAUGGUGAGGGUAAAGAAGGGGUUGGGAGGAGGCCAUGGGGAAGUAGCCCAGGGAGUUGUUGCUGUCGCACAGCUGUUCCAGGAGGCACUCUAGACAGCUGCAUUCCACAGGGCCCUGGGCUGGAACCCGGAGUAGAGGGCGGGCCCGGGUUCCCCCCCAAUCCUCCCAACUUCUGGUCAGACACAGGAGGAGUUGACCUGGACUGUGGGUUCAGAAAAACAGUCAAGCUGAGGGCUGCCAUGAAGCUCCAAGGCGAGCAAAUCUGCCAAUAAGCACAAGACCCACCAAGGUAGAGCAGGAACUUUGUCACACCAUGUAGAUGCAAGGAAGACAUGUUGCAUGAAGUAAUGCAGCAUUCAAGUAAUGAAAAUCGAAAAGUGCAGGAGUGGUGGGACAGUGAAAGGAGGAUCCGCCAGCAGAAUGAGGAACGCCGGCACAAAAGCAUGGUGCUCCGGCAGCAAAGCAUGGAUCAGCGGAUAAGCAUAAUGGAACGCCAAGCAGACUCGAUCCAGGCGCUCGUAGUCAUGCAGGCGGAACACUAUCGUGCCCAACCCCGCCUGCAGCCCUUGUCCCAAAACUCUUUCCCUUGUGCCCUCAUGUCACCUCUAACCCACUUUCCCCAACAUCUGGGUUCUUACCACCAUCAGCUGCCUCCAACACCUGUAGCUUCACCACCCAGCCCUGAAAACUAAGACCCUUUCCCUCUGCACUCAACCCCCAUCACCAUGUGGUAUAGCCAGCCAGAAGUGCAGCACUCAUUGCACAGCACUCCAGACAGGAAGGCUGAGAAUGAUUACAGGACAUACACAAAUCUGUGAUUGUACCAUUCCCCACCCCACCCCCUUGCCCUUUCCGUUUCCCAAGCAGUUGUGUUUCUUUUCAAUAAAUGAAUAAAUUGAUUUUUUGGCUUUGGAAACAUUCUUUAUUAUUGCAUAAAGUAAAAGAUACCUUAGCCCAGGAAAGAAACAGGCACUGCAAGUCAGCAUAGCAAACACACAGAUUCCUAC